AUGUCUGCUCUCUUCCACUUUGACGCGCUCCUCCUGGUUAUCCUGCUCCUUGUGUGCACAUGCACCUAUGUGCGCGCCACUGUGCCGGGCAUGGUAGACUCACGGAAGGAUAAGAACAUCUUCUUUGGCAUGUUUUGGAAGUUUGCCCGUAUCGGAGAGCGAUUGUCGCCAUAUGUUAGCUUAUGCUGCAUCAUUAUGGCUGUUGUGACAUUUGUUUCAUAA
This is a messenger RNA of Morchella importuna, 222 nucleotides long. RefSeq lists its product as uncharacterized. Gene Ontology annotation, biological process: intracellular transport; protein secretion. The record is from RefSeq and is a predicted model, not a curated record. NCBI's taxonomy places the organism in Eukaryota, Fungi, Ascomycota, Pezizomycetes, Pezizales, Morchellaceae. The transcript is spliced from 4 exons. Bases 1 to 222 code for a protein of 73 amino acids.